This is a messenger RNA of Parnassius apollo (apollo), 258 nucleotides long. The record is from the annotation of a GenBank genome assembly. NCBI's taxonomy places the organism in Eukaryota, Metazoa, Arthropoda, Insecta, Lepidoptera, Papilionidae.
AUGUUUGUUAGAAGUAUUAUGUAUCAAGAACUGAGAUUUGCUAGAAGUAUCAAGGAUCAAGAACUGAGGUUUGCUAGAAGUAUCAAGUAUCAAGAACUGAGGUUUGCUAGAAGUAUUAUUUAUCAAGAACUGAGAUUUGCUAGAAGUAUCAAGCAUCUAGAACUGAGGUUUGCUAGAAGUAUCAAGUAUCAAGAACUGAGGUUUGCUAGAAGUAUCAAGUAUCAAGAACUGAGUUUUGCUAGAAGUAUCAAGCAUUGA